Molecule: messenger RNA, 1621 nt
Organism: Schistosoma mattheei
Lineage: Eukaryota; Metazoa; Platyhelminthes; Trematoda; Strigeidida; Schistosomatidae
Source: the annotation of a GenBank genome assembly
GAUAAAUGACCUUAGGGAGACCUAUUAUCCAAAGCUGUGCAGUACUGUUUGCAAAUGACCUAUAGAGUUUCAGGACUGUUGCAGAGGAGCGGCAAAAUAUUAAAAGGAUGUUAUUACGGCACCUUGAAGCUUGCAGUAGAUGGCAGUAUAAAGCGUGCCAAACCACCUAAUUAUGAUUUCUUUAGCUCUGGAAAUAAUUACCUAAGAUUCCUAUUUGAUAAUACUAAAACUAUGGACCGAUUUAACGAUAAUUCAAAAGUAAUAGUGGUCGAAGGUAAUAUUGCCUCCGGAAAAUCUAACGUCGCUGCUAAGUUGGCUAAAUAUCUUGAUAUGGAGUAUUUUCCUGACCCAACUGAAGACGACAUAUAUGUUUAUAGAAAUGUGGAGCCAAAUUUUGAUAUUCGCUGUCACAACUUUUUGCUUCCUGAUUAUGCAAAAUACUAUACAUGUGAAAUGUUUUGGAAUGAACCGGAUCUCAUAAAUAAAGGAAAAGGACUAUAUCUUCAAUACCACUUCUACUUAAGACGUUACUGGAAUUACUUAAGAGCAUUAUGUCAUUUAUUUAAUACAGGUCAAGGCGUUGUGAUUGACCGAAGUCCGUUUUCAGAGUUUAUAUUCGCUGAAGCCAUGCAUAAGUGCAAUUAUUUGUCAGAACGGGGAUUAUUAUGGUUCAAACAAAAUCACACGAUGACUAUAAACAACCUCUGGAAACCGCAUCUACUAGUGUACAUCAAGGCUCCUAUUAAGCAAAUACGUGAAAAAAUAAAGAAACGUAAUAUCCCUUGGGAGGUAAACGCACGCAAUCUAACUGAUGAAUUCUUAAAUGCUUACGAAGACUUACUUGGAAAUUAUUAUAUAGAGAAUAUGGAUCGUUACUCUCAUAUCCUCACUGUGGAUGGUUCUACAGUGGAUGUUUACGAUGAUGAUGAUAUCUAUAUUAUUGCACAAAAUGCCACUGAAAUUGACUUAAGUGGUCGAUAUUUAAUGCGUGACGAUUACAAACUUCUUCAAUGGCGUCUUGCUUUAAGAUACGCAAGUAGUAUAACAAGUUCCAGACUUGAUUUUUCAAAUGCUCAUGAAAAAUUUACAAGAGUAUUUGAUGAAGUAGAAUUUCCUAUGGAUUUAAAUGAAUUAACUUAUACUUAUGAAGCACAAGAAUUACAAGGUUCAGCUAUUCAUAUGGAUCCUCGUACUUGUAUACCACCGGCAUAUAAUCCAAAAUAUAAAAGUAUACUUGAAAUAAUGUUUAAUCCAUGGAUUAUAAAAACUAAUUUCAGGGCUGAUCUACCAAAAAAAUAUAUUUGGAAUAAAUGGGACGAAAGAAAUCGUGUAAUACUAUCUCAACCUUCAAAUUGUACUGGCAAGAUGGAUAGUGGGUAGCGAUGGAAUCCAGGAGGCAAUGCGCACAUAUGCCAACAAGAGACUGAGGAAUUGUAGUUCUACAUAACAGUGGGAAGAUUCAAGUAAACAAUAAUACCAAGUGAAUUUGAGAGAAGUUAGGUUUAUAUUUUCGAAAUGCAUACAGAUGCCCAAGUAAUCAUAAAAUCAUCCCAAUAAUCAUGAAAUACCUUAUUUCAAUUUACGCUUGAAAUUUAUAUCGACCCAUAGAGUUUACUUAUUU